Messenger RNA from Gregarina niphandrodes, 705 nucleotides. Its product is annotated as 5'-methylthioadenosine/S-adenosylhomocysteine nucleosidase. The record is from RefSeq and is a predicted model, not a curated record. Bases 1 to 705 code for a protein of 234 amino acids. Gene Ontology annotation, molecular function: methylthioadenosine nucleosidase activity; adenosylhomocysteine nucleosidase activity. NCBI's taxonomy places the organism in Eukaryota, Apicomplexa, Conoidasida, Eugregarinorida, Gregarinidae. The transcript has a single exon. Gene Ontology annotation, cellular component: cytosol. Gene Ontology annotation, biological process: nucleoside catabolic process.
AUGAGCGGGAGGACUGCGAUCGUUGUGGCAUGUGAGUCGGAGUUGAGUCCGUUGAAAGCUGGCAUGACCAACGUCACGAGCCGGACGUUGGGCGGCAAGGAGUUCUUUUGCGGGCAGUUGGAGGGCUGCGACGUCGUGCUAGUGCAGUGUGGCGUUGGAAGAACCAACGCCGCGGCCACCACGGCCGUUGCCUGUGCAGAGUUUAAACCGCAGCGAGUCAUCAACUCUGGAUCUGCCGGCGGCUUGGCGACGGGUUUAAAAAUAGGCGACGUGGUAGUUAGUGAUAGACUGGUAUAUGGAGAUGUAGAUAAUCGCUGUUUCGGCCUUAAGUACGGCCAGGUUCCGGAUGACUUGGAGGAGUUCCAUCCGUCACAAGACCUCCUGGCUGCAUUUCACUCCAUCUGCGAGAAGCAGCUGGAGGAGCAUGGCAUCCGCGUGCACCAAGGGUUGAUUGUUACGGUAGAAUCUUUUUGUGAAUCUGAAGUAGUGAAGAAGAAUUUCUUCAACUAUUGGCCCGAAGCAAAAGCGGUAGAAAUGGAAGGGUGCGCAGUGGCGCAUGUGUGCCAACAAUUUAAGGUCCCAGCCAUCGUGGUUCGGUCAAUUUCGGAUACGGCAGAAGAUCACAUUGACUACCACACAUUCGCCAAACUCGCAGGAGAGAGAUCGGCACAAGUUACGAGAGCUUUUCUCAAGACCUUAAUAUAA